AAAAAGGCUAGACACCAAUAAGAAGGGCUGCAUAGGGCAUCAGCCAUGGCAAUGGUACUGUGGUGGACCCUGUUGUGGAUAUCAGGAUACUGUCACAUUCUUUCAGCUGAGGUGUUGGUGCAGUACAAAUACUUCCUAUCUGAGCAGAUACGGGGGGUCUCUCUACCAGCCCCUGCUGAGACCAACGGGACAGAAUUCAUCUGGGAGUGGACGUCACAUGAUGGAAGCUACACAAACACUCUGAUAAUAACUAUACAGUCUGAUGGAACGUAUUCAUGGAAUUUGAAGAAGGCGAACAUGUCUAUUUCAAAAGAAAGAACAUAUGACAUUAUUCUCAGACCAGAGUUACAAAAUGCAGGAGUUUUUACUUUUAUUCAAACUAAACCAAAGAAAGUAAAAGUGGCCCAGUUUGAAGUGUUCGCUAUAAAAGUGGAACCGUUGAGCUGGUCCAAAGAAAAUGAAGGUUGUGAUAUGAUCAGGAGCUGUGAAAUAUCACGCCUUCCAGAUUCAGCUACACUGGACUGGGAAAGGGACAGAGAACCUACUGCUAACACAACGCUGAUCUACAACAACACUGCCCACAUCAUCAUCCACAGUGCUGACCAAUACAGUGAGGGAUCAUAUUACUGCACACUCAGAUGGAACGGAGCACUUAUUUUCAGCAUUCCCAGUACAUUUGAAGUCAACAAGGGUACACGUGGCACAGAGCACAUUCUGUACAGAGGGAGUUUGAGCAGCAGUGAGGUGGUGCUAAUCUGCCAUUCUCUGAUCUCAUACGGAACAGCAUAUUGGCAAUGGGAGCCAUCGUCUGGGACAAAUGCAAUCCGUGUGGCCUCAGCUGAUAAAUAUGAGAAUGCUUCGAUUUCCAUGGAGGUCGAUAAAGAGAGAUUCUCAUCUGAGGGCUUUGAUGGGCCUAAUUUCCCUCUGAGAAUCUCACCGGUGAAGUUUGGAGACAGUGGAAGGUACUUCUGUUACUCUAAACACUCCCUGAUGGCCACAGUAAUGCUGGUAACUGUUCAGGUCUCAGCAGUGCCCCCUGGUGGUCUGUCCAGGAAUAAGGCAGUUGUGCUGAACUGUGAGGUAUCACAGGUGAUCGGCUCUGUGACCCUGGCCUGGCUCCGGAUGAAGGGGGGCAGGGGGGAGAUCAUAAAACAGGAGGUCCUGAGUGAGGGGCACCCAGAAAAGAUGCUCAGUCUCACCCUGCCCAUUCUGAGCAGAGACCAGCUGCACUGGGCCUGUGCAGUGUUCACAGGGAGCAUGCUCAGAGCACAGGUCCCCCUCACACUGCCAAAGCCAGAUAAUCGCAGGGUGCUGGUGAUCGGUUUGGCCUGUACUGCUGCUAUGUGUGUUGGAGUGCUGUUGCUGUUAGGAGGUUUGUUGUUUCGGCAUCUGAAAACAACAGCAGGUCCCUCCUCAUCACCAGCUGAAGGGAACGGUGCAGCUGAUGCAGUCUACAGUAACGUCACAGAUGUGCAGCAGGGUCAAGUAGGAAACCAGGAUACCCCUAAAGAGGAGAAUGACAGUGAGGAGCUCCAAUACUUAAUAUUUUCCUUGUCCACUCCCAGUCUUGUGUUGGUACAGUACAAAUACUUCCUUUCUGGGGAGGGACAGGGGGUCUCUCUACAAGCCCCUGCUGAGACCAACGGGACAGAAUUCAUCUGGGAGUGGACGUCACAUGAUGGAAGCUACGCAAACACUCGGAUAAUAACUAUACCUUCCGAUGGGAAGGUUAAAUGGAAUUUGUCUAUUACAAGACAAGGGAAGUAUGACAUUGUUCUGCAACCAAAGUUACAAAAUGCAGGAGUUUUUACUUUCAUUCAAACUAAACCAGAGAAAGUAAACUUGUCCCAGUUUGAAGUGUUCGCUGUAAAAGUGGAACCAUCUCACUGGUUUACAGGAUAUAAAGGUUCUGAUGUGAUCAGGAGCUGUGAAGUAUCACACCUUCCAGAUUCAGCUACACUGGACUGGGAAAGGGACAGAGAACCUACUGCUAACACAACGCUGAUCUACAACAACACUGCCCACAUCAUCAUCCACAGUGCUGACCAAUACAGUGAGGGAACGUAUAACUGUACACUCAGAUGGAACGGAGCACUUAUUUUCAGCAUUCCCACGACACUUCAAUUCUACAAAGGUACACAUGGCACAGAGCACACUCUGUACAGAGGGAGUUUGAACAGCAGUGAGGUGGUGCUAAUCUGCCGUUUUCUGAUCUCAGACGGAAAAGUUUAUUGGCAAUGGGAGCCAUCGUCUGGGACAAAUGCAAUCCUUGUGGCCUCAGCUGAUACAUUUGAGAAUGGUUUGAUUUCCAUGGACAUAGAAAAAGAGAGAUUCUCAUCUCAGCGCUGUGGAUUUAAUUUCUCUCUAAGAAUCACACCAGUGAAGUUUGGAGACAGUGGAAAGUACUUCUGUUAUUUUGAUCGCCACCUGAUGGCUACAGUAACUCUGGUAACUGUUCAGGUCUCAGCAGUGCCCCCUGCUGGUUUGUUCAGGAAUCUGUCAGUUGUGCUGAACUGUGAGAUAUCACAGGUGAACGGCUCUGUGACCCUGGCCUGGCUCCGGAUGAAGGGGGUCAGGGGGGAGAUCAUAAAACAGGAGGUCCUGAGUGAGAGGCACCCAAAAAAGAUGCUCAGUCUCACCCUGCCCAUUCUGAACAGAGACCAGCUGCACUGGGCCUGUGCAGUGUUCACAGGGAGCAUGCUCAGAGCACAGGUCCCCCUCACACUGCCAACACCCAUCACUGAACCUGAAGAGCCAAAGCCAGAUAAUGGAUGGAUGCUGGCGAUCGGUUUGGCCUGUACUGCUGCUGUGUGUGUUGGAGUGCUGUUGCUGUUAGGAGGUCUGUUGUUUCGGCGUCUGAAAACAGCAGCAGGUCCCUCCUCAUCACCAGCUGAAGGGAACGGUGCAACUGAUACAGUCUACAGUAAUGUCACAGAUCUGCAGCAGGGUCAAGUGGAUGGGAAUGGUGAUUCCAGUGCAGCUGCUGCAGGCUACAGUAACGUCGCAGAGCUGCAGAAAGAUCAAGGUAACGGGCUUAACUGAACUAUUAACACGCUGCAUGAACCGGUGAACUCAUUCAUGGGAUGGAUCGCAUUAUGGGCCAGGUUCUAGUCCUGGACUAAAUUCAAAACUCCACUUUGUCCAGGAAUAAGCUUAAUCUGUGUCAGUGAACUCGGCCCCAUACGUUCCAUGCGCCAAAUGUGUGUGGGAAAUUAAUUACACACUGAACAACUGAAAUUGGGACCAUUUUUGGCGCAUCA
This is a messenger RNA of Anguilla anguilla (European eel), 3260 nucleotides long. RefSeq lists its product as uncharacterized. The transcript has 16 exons. The record is from RefSeq and is a predicted model, not a curated record. Gene Ontology annotation, cellular component: external side of plasma membrane; membrane raft. Bases 46 to 3042 code for a protein of 998 amino acids. NCBI's taxonomy places the organism in Eukaryota, Metazoa, Chordata, Actinopteri, Anguilliformes, Anguillidae. Gene Ontology annotation, biological process: interleukin-15-mediated signaling pathway; T cell activation; positive regulation of ERK1 and ERK2 cascade. Gene Ontology annotation, molecular function: MHC class II protein binding; protein tyrosine kinase binding.